Messenger RNA from Vitrella brassicaformis, 1730 nucleotides. The record is from the annotation of a GenBank genome assembly. Lineage: Eukaryota; Vitrellaceae.
CACACAGACACGCUCACACACAUGAAAGAUAGGUACAAAAAAUGGUCAGCAGGCAGAGCCCCCAACCAUUCUCGUCUUGUCUACCCAUUGAGGCUUCACCCCAUCAACCACUCAUCCAUCCACCCAUCAUGCAUCCGCCGAUCCACCGAUCUGUGUGUGUAUGCAGCCGUGUAUGUAUUCAUUGCCAGGCUAUUCUUCAUUCCUUGAAGCUUUCCGCGACGCUCUUGCGGAUGUCCUCCCUGACCUCGAGUUCCCUCAGGUUGUACCCGAUGGACAGCUGCCACAUGCACAGCUGAGCCAUGGCGCUGCCCGUCUGCUGAGUUAUCACGUCACCCUGACCCAUCGGAGCCGGCGAACCACCACCCAGACCCUCUACCACCACAUGCGUCAGCUGCACACAUGCACACACACACACACACAGAGAGAGAGAGAGAGAGGUACAUCUGUCUGUUACGUGUGCGCGUGUGCGCAUGUGUGCAAACCGCUGUGCUGACCUUCUUCAUAGCGUCGAGGACCUCCUCGUUGAUAUUCUCGGUGAGCGACCGCAUCUGCGCCUCGGGGAGCGACUUGAUGUAGUUGAGCAGGUCGUCCUGCCGCUUCGGCUGCGCCUCCUUGGCCUUGCGGGCCAGCUCCUCCUCCAGCUCACGCACCUCGCUCCGCAGCUCAGCCAGGUACUCGGACGCUGCCACCUCUAUCGCCUCGCCGUUGGCCAAAUGGAGCUGGAUGUGACCCGACACAGCCGGUGCAGCGAGAGAGGCGGGGGAGGCAGUGGGAGCGGCGGCGGCUGCUGCUGCUAGUUCGCCCUCCUUGAUGCCUGUUGGGACGGUGGCUGGGACGUUCUUGAGCGACUCGGCAAGCGACAGCCUGUACUCGGCGUUCUUGAGCAUGUAGCCAGUCAUCUGCAGCUGGAACAUCAGGUUGGCCAGCUUCUCGCCUGUCGUCAGGAUGGUCGUCUCCAGGGCGUACUUCGGGAUGGACCCCAGCAGACCCAACACAGUGGUCCUCGCCGCGUCCUGCACGCGCUUCGGCGCCGUCUGCACGAAGCGUGCCACCAGCUCAUUAGGCGAGAGCCGCGAGACGACGUCGAAGUAGGGAUUGCCCGAGGGCUCUUGCUUGAGGCCCCUGCCCUUCUUGCUGGAGGGCCGUGGGGCGGAGAGGGGGAGGUCGAACUGCAGUGGGGUGGGUUGGCUCUCGUCGAACUUGUCACUGUUGUUCUCAUUCUCCUUGUCUUUGUCGUCUUCUGGAUCGGGCACAUAGGGGUCGCCUGGCAGCGACACACUCAUCUGCAGGGAGCUCCGCGGCUGAGAGAGAGAAGACCAACACAACACAGAAAGGUUCGCUGACUGAAGGCAAGGCAGGACGUGCUGUCAUCGUCUGUGUCGUGUUGUUGAUCUGUCUGCUGAUAUAUCUGUGCAUACCAUACCCGGCUUCUGAGUGCCAUCCGCUGCCCGUAUCCUCUCGCCCUCAACCCGCUCCUCAUCCCAUAGUCGAUUCGAAAGGCUUCGUUCGCAGAUAGACACAGAACGGCCAUCACUGCCAUCAACACUGAUGAUAGAUCCGCCAGCCGCCGCGGUUGCUGCCGUCGAUGGUGUCUGUCUGCCACAGAUAAAUGCGGCGAUGGUGCUCCUGACGGCUCACUGAAAGGUCGAACAGCAUCACGCGGAUGGAAGACAGUUCCUCUCAUCUUGGAAUCUAGUGUCACGACGACACAGCACCACAAUGCCCAGGAG